Messenger RNA from Linum tenue, 2510 nucleotides. Lineage: Eukaryota; Viridiplantae; Streptophyta; Magnoliopsida; Malpighiales; Linaceae. The record is from the annotation of a GenBank genome assembly.
GGGGGAAAACCGGCCAGCAGAAAUAUCCACUACGUCUACACGCGAGGAUGGGACAAACCAGCCAUUGGAAAUGAAAUGAGCCACGCCUUCCGUUCCCUCAGCCACAUCCCUUCUCUAGUUAACAAAACCUGAGACUGCUCUCCCCUCGGUUUCCCACCAUUAUUUCCUCCGUAGUCCGUUGCAACCACUCUAAGCUUCUGUCCUGUGCUUCUAAAGAUGUCAGCAUCAUCAGCUUGCCUUUUAGGGAAUGGUUUGUCAACAAUAAACGCGAAACCAACAAAUUUCUAUGGCAGAAGCAUUCUUCCCAGUUCAAGUCUUCCUUCAUUGGGCAACACAUCAUCAAAAGCAUUAUUGGUGAAGGCAUCUUUGGACAGAAGGCAGCUUGGUAGAAGAAGAGAUUUUCUGAAGCUCUUGUUGGGGAGUGCGGGGCUUGGAGGAUCUGCUUUGCUUGGAAAUGGGAAAGCUCUUGCUGACGAUCAAGAUGUUUCUUCAUCCAGGAUGUCUUAUUCCAGGUUUUUGGAGUAUUUGGAUAAGGAUAGAGUGAAAAAGGUGGACUUGUUUGAGAAUGGGACAAUUGCUAUUGUGGAGGCUGUUUCACCUGAGUUGGGUAAUCGGGUGCAACGCGUUCGUGUGCAGCUUCCAGGCCUUAGCCAAGAACUUCUUCAGAAAUUCAGAGAAAAGAAUAUUGACUUUGCAGCUCACAAUGCACAAGAAGACUCUGGUUCUUUCCUUUUUAACUUGAUUGGAAAUCUAGCUUUUCCUUUAAUCUUGAUAGGAGGGCUUUUCCUUCUCUCUCGACGUUCCCCUGGAGGAAUGGGUGGUCCUGGGGGCCCUGGUAACCCCCUUGCAUUUGGUCAGUCUAAGGCAAAGUUCCAAAUGGAGCCCAACACUGGUGUAACAUUUGACGACGUUGCUGGAGUUGACGAAGCUAAGCAAGAUUUCAUGGAAGUUGUGGAGUUCCUUAAGAAGCCUGAGAGAUUCACUGCAGUUGGGGCUCGUAUCCCAAAGGGUGUCCUUCUUGUUGGUCCUCCAGGAACUGGGAAGACUCUUCUAGCUAAGGCCAUUGCAGGUGAGGCUGGUGUCCCAUUUUUCUCCAUAUCCGGUUCUGAGUUUGUUGAGAUGUUUGUCGGUGUUGGUGCCUCAAGAGUCCGUGAUCUCUUCAAAAAGGCAAAGGAGAAUGCUCCAUGCAUUGUGUUUGUUGAUGAAAUUGAUGCUGUUGGAAGGCAAAGAGGAACUGGCAUUGGUGGAGGAAAUGAUGAAAGGGAGCAAACCCUAAAUCAGCUUUUGACUGAGAUGGAUGGUUUUGAGGGUAACACUGGCAUCAUUGUCGUUGCUGCAACCAACAGGGCAGACAUUCUUGACUCUGCUCUCCUGAGACCAGGACGGUUCGACCGACAGGUGAGUGUUGAUGUUCCAGAUGUACGUGGUAGAACUGAAAUCCUCAAAGUUCAUGCCAGUAACAAGAAAUUUGAUGCGGACGUGUCUCUCGAUGUCGUAGCCAUGAGAACACCUGGUUUCAGUGGAGCUGAUCUUGCUAACCUCUUAAACGAGGCAGCUAUCUUAGCUGGUCGCCGUGGGAAAACAGCAAUCUCACCUAAAGAAAUUGAUGAUUCUAUUGACCGGAUUGUUGCUGGAAUGGAAGGAACUGUAAUGACAGAUGGGAAGAGUAAAAGUCUUGUUGCAUACCAUGAAGUUGGCCAUGCUAUUUGUGGGACUUUGACUCCUGGCCAUGAUGCAGUUCAAAAAGUCACCCUAAUUCCACGAGGUCAGGCAAGAGGUCUUACUUGGUUUAUUCCAAGUGAUGAUCCAACCCUGAUCUCCAAGCAGCAACUCUUUGCCAGAAUUGUCGGUGGACUUGGCGGAAGAGCUGCUGAAGAAAUUAUCUUCGGUGAGCCUGAGGUGACCACUGGGGCAGCUGGUGACUUGCAACAGAUUACCGGUUUGGCCAAGCAGAUGGUGGUGACAUUCGGAAUGUCAGAGAUAGGACCGUGGUCGUUGAUGGACUCAUCGGCUCAGAGUGGGGAUAUGAUCAUGAGAAUGAUGGCAAGGAACUCGAUGUCGGAGAGGCUAGCGGAAGACAUUGACAGUGCUGUGAAGAGGCUCUCAGAUGGUGCAUACCAGAUUGCACUCUCCCACAUCAGGAACAACCGUGAGGCAAUGGACAAGAUUGUUGAAGUCCUCAUUGAGAAGGAAACAAUGACGGGUGAUGAGUUCCGGGCAAUCCUGUCCGAAUUCGUCGAAAUCCCCAUCGAGAACAGGGUUCCCCCGGCGGUGCCAACUCCAGUGACUGCUUGAAUCUGGAUUGCUGUGUUGCAUUCCACCACAACCAAACGUUUCCUGUUUAUCAACUGUUCAUGGUUGUGUAAUUUGUAGUAAUCUUCGAUCACUGUAAUUAUAUAAUAACAAACCAGGACACGUACGCUAAGUUAUAAGUUAAUGAAUACAAUAGUGUUUGAAUCACAGUGUCCAUUGGGGCAUUUGUCAGCAAGAGUACACAAAUAAGAACCAGA